Vitis riparia (riverbank grape) is the source of this 2317-nucleotide messenger RNA. RefSeq names its product MDIS1-interacting receptor like kinase 2-like. Gene Ontology annotation, biological process: hormone-mediated signaling pathway; protein phosphorylation. Gene Ontology annotation, cellular component: plasma membrane. Gene Ontology annotation, molecular function: ATP binding; protein kinase activity; protein binding. The record is from RefSeq and is a predicted model, not a curated record. Lineage: Eukaryota; Viridiplantae; Streptophyta; Magnoliopsida; Vitales; Vitaceae. The coding region runs from base 16 to 2226 and encodes 736 amino acids. The transcript is spliced from 2 exons.
GUGCACACGGUGUCAAUGACUCAUGCUGCUUCAACUCAUUCAUCUACUGAUCACUCACAGGUUGUGGCUGAGGCUCACGCUCUGCGCAACUCCGGUUGGUGGAUAUCGAGCGACCCAGCUACCUCUAACCAUUGCAGUUGGUGGGGCAUAACUUGUAAUGAGGCCAAACAUGUCACUGAGAUAAGCCUACAGGGUGACCCAGUACUCCCACCCCAUGGUGAGCUGAGUAAAUUAAAUCUUUCUUCACUUCCCAGCCUCAAUUCUCUCAUCCUUUCUGGAUUGGGACUCAAUGGUAGCAUAUCAGACCAAAUAGGUAGUCUUUCUAAACUCACCAAUCUUAAUCUUUCUGAUAAUCAACUGACUGGCUCCAUCCCACACCAAAUAGGUAGUCUUACUAAACUCACCAUUCUUGAUCUUUCUUAUAAUCAACUGACUGGCUCCAUCCCACACCAAAUAGGUAGUCUUACUAAACUCACCUUUCUUGAUCUUUCUUAUAAUCAACUGACUGGCUCCAUCCCACACCAAAUAGGUAGUCUUACUAAACUCACCAUUCUUGAUCUUUCUGAUAAUCACCUGACUGGCUCCAUCCCACACCAAAUAGGUAGUCUUACUAAACUCACCAUUCUUCAUCUUUCUGAUAAUUACCUGACUGGCUCCAUCCCACACCAAAUAGGUAGUCUUACUAAACUCACCAUUCUUGAUCUUUCUCAUAAUCAAUUGACUGGCCCCAUCCUACACCAAAUAGGUAGUCUUAUAGAACUCACCUCUCUUCAACUCGAUCAGAACAAACUCAUUGGUGGCAUCCCUUCAUCUUUAGGCCAUCUCACUAAGUUGACUUAUUUGAACCUUGGUUGGAAUCAAAUCAAUGGAUCCAUCCCUCCAGAAAUUGGAAAUAUUAAGGAUCUAGUCUCUUUGGACCUUCAUAGUAACUUAAUCAGUGGAGAGAUACCUUCAGUGCUAAAAAAAUUAAAGAGAUUAAAGUGCUUAGAUCUCUCGUAUAAUGGACUAUCAGGCAACAUCCCGCCCUUUCUCACCAACAAUAGCAACUGGAGGACAAUUGAUUUAUCCAAUAAUUAUGAUUUGGAGAGUUAUACACCUUCCUUUCUCAAUGGAAGAGAGAAUGCCCAAGUUCCAACCGGAGACACAACAUCCCAACUCACCAUUAUCACCUCUUUGCUCCUCACCUUGUUUUUUGUAACCUUAAUACUUGGGUUGGCCUUCCUUUGGUGGAAGAAAAGAAAAGUUCAACCAGAUUCAAUGGCAACCAAAAAAAAUGGAGAUUUGUUUUCCAUAUGGGACUAUGAUGGGAGAAUUGCUUUUGAAGACAUCAUCUCGGCAACAGAGGAUUUCGAUAUCAGAUAUUGCAUAGGCGUUGGAGGCUAUGGCAGUGUUUAUAGAGCACAACUUCCCAGUGGAAAAGUGGUUGCUGUGAAGAAACUUCAUCGAUCAGAAAUAGACGAGCCGGCAUACUUGAGAAGUUUUAAGAAUGAGGUACAGAUGCUAGGACAAAUACGACAUCGGAACAUUGUGAAACUUCAUGGUUAUUGUCUACAUAAUAGGUGCAUGUUUCUCCUUUAUAUGUACAUGGAAAGGGGAAGCUUGUAUUGUAUGCUGAGCGAUGAGAUUGAGGCUGUUGAAUUGGAUUGGGUUAAGAGGGUGAAUAUUGUUAAAAAUAUGGCCCAUGCAUUAUCCUACAUGCAUCAUGAUUGUAUCCCACCAAUCAUUCAUCGGGACAUAUCAAGCAAUAACAUCCUUUUAGAUUCAAAACUUGAGGGUUUUGUAUCAGAUUUUGGCACAGCGAGAUUAUUAGACCCUGAUUCCUCAAAUCAAACCCUUGUUGCUGGCACCUACGGCUACAUUGCACCGGAGCUUGCCUACACAAUGGUUGUGACCGAAAAAUGUGAUGUAUAUAGCUUUGGGGUGGUGGCACUAGAGACGAUGAUAGGGAAGCAUCCUGGAGAACUUAUCACUUCAUUAUCAUCAUCGUUAUGUCAGGAUAUAAUGUUGAGGGAUGUAUUAGAUUCACGUCUACCACUUCCUGAAGAUCUUCAAGUUGCUAAAGAUGUAGUUUUUGUGAUACUUUUGGCUCUCAAAUGCAUCCAUUCAAAUCCGAAAUCUCGUCCAACAAUGCAACAAGUAUCCUACAAACUUCUUAGUAACAUACCCUUUCCUAAGUCACCCUUUUAUGCAAUUUCCCUCCAUGAAUUGAAGAAUCAAGAAAUGUAAUUUAACAACUUGUGCUUGUUAUUUUUUUGUUUCUUCAUUGUGUUUGGAGGCUAUAAUAAAGAUGGAGAUGUCAUAAAGAACAUAUUCUUUU